Messenger RNA from Coccomyxa subellipsoidea C-169, 681 nucleotides. RefSeq lists its product as hypothetical. Gene Ontology annotation, molecular function: methyltransferase activity. The record is from RefSeq and is a predicted model, not a curated record. Gene Ontology annotation, biological process: rRNA methylation. Lineage: Eukaryota; Viridiplantae; Chlorophyta; Trebouxiophyceae; Coccomyxaceae. The transcript is spliced from 3 exons. Bases 1 to 681 code for a protein of 226 amino acids.
AUGGAAACUAAGAGGACUCAGGAUCUGCCUCAGGCGAAUGCCCGGAGGCGAACUGCAGCAGAGCACAAGACACACAAGCGCCUGCGACUUGUAGGUGGGGCCUUGGCCGGCAAGAGAAUUACUUCUGGAAGGGGUGAAACAACGCGGCCCAUGAUGGAGAAGGUGCGGAAGGCAGUUUUUGACAUGAUGAUGUCAUUUGCGGGCGGCAACCCGAGCUUUUUGGAAGGCACGAGGUGGCUGGAUCUUUUUGCUGGCACCGGCUCUGUGGGCCUGGAAGCGCUCUCACGCGGAGCUGCACACUGCCAGUUCAUAGAGCUGGACCCCUGGGUCAUCAACAAUGUGCUCAGCCCUAACAUUGAGAGCUGCGGCGCAAGCGACAGCACAGUCAUCCACUCUGGCAAGGCGGAGGCGUUCCUGCAGCGAGCAAGGGAUGCGACUCAUUUCUCCAGCAAGCCUUUCGACUACAUCAGCGUGUGCCCGCCAUAUCUUCUGGUGUCCUACGAGGAGCUCUUUGACCUGCUAUCCACAUCCCCGCUGCUUCACUCUGGAUCUGUAGUCUUUGUUGAGUACCCGCAGAGCGCCUCCAAAAUAAUCCCAGACACUCUGGGGCCGCUUGCGCUGUUGCGUGACAGGAAGUACGGCAGGACGCAGGUUGCUAUUUAUGGGCCCUAUGAAGACUGA